Molecule: messenger RNA, 774 nt
Organism: Erigeron canadensis
Lineage: Eukaryota; Viridiplantae; Streptophyta; Magnoliopsida; Asterales; Asteraceae
Product: glutathione S-transferase T3-like
Exons: 3
Coding region: 1-774 (257 amino acids)
Source: RefSeq, a predicted model, not a curated record
AUGGAUGUCGAAAGCGUACCCCGCGGAGAUGAAGAAGAAGAAGAAGAAGAGGUGGAGGAGGAAGAGGUAGAAGCAAUACCCGAGACCCAAGUCUCGGUUAAAGGUAAAAGAGAGUGUCGAAAUUGGGGGAAGGAUGAAGAGGCGUGUUUGGAAAAAUCUUGGUUAAACGUUUCCGAGGAUCCAUACGUCGGAAACGCCCAAACGGCGGGUUCGUUUUGGAAGAAGGUGAAGUUUCAGUUGGACUCACACUUGAACCGUGAGUCAGGACGUACCCCAGAAAUGUGUCGGUCGAAAUGGAAGGAUUUGAAGCAUAAGGUGUUGGGUUUUUGUGGUAUUUACAAUGUGAAGAAAAGUAAGAUGUCGAGUGGCCAAAGUGACGAGGAUGUGUUUAAGUCGGCUGUGGCAUUAGGCGUGGCAGUUUUGAGGAGAGGACCGAAAUGGUCGGAGGUUCUUACUUUGGAGGGGAUUUGUGAGGAGUCGGGUAGCAAAAGGGCAAGAACGGAAGGGUCUGUCCAUGUACGUUCAUCAGGGGAGCCGUCGGUGCAUAUUGACUUGAAUGAUGACCACUUGGAGCAAGAAGGGGAGGGAGGGAACAACAUGGAUGAUGCACCAGUACAUCAGGCUAGACCCGUGCCACCCCGCCGUAAAGCUAAGGGUAAGCAGGCUGCUCCUUCCGCCUCUACUACAUCUGAGGAGUUCUUGAAGAUGGUCGCGGAGUUGAAAUGCGAUAAUGAGGAUAAAAAACGAUCUCGAGAGGAGAAGAUGCAGAUGUAG